UAUCACUUUUAUAGUUCUCUACCUUUCUCUCUCUUUCCAAUACAGGUGCCUACAUCCAAUAUAGGUGUGCAAGAAGCAUUUUUCCUUUUCUUCUCUCCUUCUCGUGAGCACACAUGUAACAUCAUUUUCAUUGAGCUAGUGUAACAUCUACCAGUCACUCAUUACAGUUUUCACAUAACAUGCUAUCCUUACAGGAAGAUCCUUACUCAUAGCUAACUACCAAAGAUAGUAAGAAAGAGAACUCAGCCUCAGGAAGAGGAAGAAGAAGAUGAUUCCACUUUUCACUUUGCUGAUUCCACUUGCCUAUUUUCUGAGUACCUGCUUAGGAAACACUAAUGACAUCUAUCUCCAAUUGAAUGAUGAUGUUCUUGGCCUGAUUGUGUUCAAAUCAGACCUGCAUGACCCUUCUUCACAUCUUGCUUCAUGGAAUGAAGAUGAUGCUACCCCAUGUUCAUGGCAGUUUGUGCAAUGCAAUCCCAAGAGUGGAAGAGUCUCAGAACUCUCGUUGGAUGGCUUAGGAUUAUCAGGGAAGAUAGGAAGAGGCCUUGAGAAGUUGCAGCAUCUAAUGGUAUUGUCCCUUUCUCAUAAUAACUUGAGUGGUACUAUUAGUCCUUCACUUUCUCUUUCUAGCACUCUUCAAAGGGUCAACCUUAGUCACAAUGCUCUUUCUGGUCCUGUUCCCACUUCUUUUGUCAACAUGAGUUCAAUAAGAUUUCUUGAUCUCUCAUACAAUUCAUUCUCAGGACCAAUCCCUGAAAGUUUCUUUGGAAGCUGUUUUUCCCUUCAUUACCUUUCUCUAGCUAGGAACAUGUUUGAAGGACAAGUUCCUAGAACACUUUCUACAUGUUCCUCAUUGAAUCACCUUGAUCUUUCCAAUAAUGGUUUCUCUGGUAAUGUGGACUUUGCUGGGAUCUGGUCAAUGAACAGGCUUAGGAAUUUGGAUCUAUCCAACAAUGACUUCACUGGGAACUUACCCAAUGGAAUUUCAUCCAUACAUAACUUGAAGGGGAUGUUUUUGCAAAACAACCAGUUUUCAGGUCCACUACCUACUGAUAUUGGACUGUGCCUGCAUUUGAAUAGGUUGGAUUUUAGCCAUAAUCAGUUCAGUGGGGAACUUCCACAGUCACUUGGGAGGCUUAACUCUUUGAGCUAUUUAAGGGCAUCAAAUAAUCUUUUAACCACUGAAUUACCUCAGUGGAUAGGGAACAUGACUAGUCUAGAAUAUCUAGAGCUCUCAAACAAUGAGUUUUAUGGAAACAUCCCUUUGUCAUUGGUUUCAUGCACACAAUUAUCUGUGAUAAGGCUAAGAGGUAAUAGUUUCAAUGGUACCAUACCAGAGGGUUUGUUUGGCCUAGGAUUGGAGGAAAUAGAUUUUUCCCAUAAUGAUUUGUCAGGUUCAGUUCCAGCAGGCUCAAGCAGGCUCUUAGAAACUAUCACAAAAUUGGAUCUUUCAGCUAACCAUCUCCAAGGGAAUAUCCCUGCAGAAAUGGGAUUUCUUUCAAAGCUAAGAUACUUGAACCUGUCUUGGAAUAAUGAUCUUCACUCACAGAUGCCCCCAGAGUUUGGUCUCCUUCAGAACCUAACUGUUUUAGAUCUUAGUAACAGUGCUUUGUAUGGUCCUGUUCCACCAGAUCUAUGUGAUUCAGGAAAUUUGGCAGUCCUUCAACUUGAUGGAAAUUCAUUGAAGGGGUCUAUUCCAGAAGAGAUUGGGAAUUGCACAUCACUUUACUUGCUGAGUUUAUCUCACAAUAAGUUGACAGGUUCAAUCCCAAAGUCCAUGUCAAAGCUGAACAAGCUCAAAAUCCUGAAAUUGGAAUUCAAUGAAUUAAGUGGAGAGAUACCAAUGGAGCUUGGAAUGCUUCAAAAUCUUCUUGCUGUGAACAUAUCAUAUAACAGGCUCACAGGCAGGCUUCCUACUAGUAGCAUAUUUCAGAACUUGGACAAAAGUUCCUUGGAAGGAAACUUGGGUAUUUGCUCACCCUUGUUGAAGGGUCCAUGUAAAAUGAAUGCCCCCAAGCCACUUGUAAUAGACCCAAAUGCCUAUAACAACCAAAUCGGUCCUCCAAGGCAAAGAAAUGACUCAUCUGUGUCAUCUACCCCAACUCAUCACCACAGGUUCUUCAGUGUUUCUGCUAUUGUAGCAAUUUGUGCAUCCUUUCUCAUUCUACUAGGAGUGAUUGCUAUUAGCCUGCUAAAUGUUUCUGUGAGGAGAAGGCUAUCAUUUGUUGAUAAUGCUUUGGAAAGCAUGUGCUCAAGCUCUUCUAGAUCAGGAGCUCCACCAACAACAGGAAAGCUUGUUCUGUUUGAUUCCCAUCAUUCCUCACCUGAUUGGAUCACCAAUCCAGAAUCCUUGCUCAACAAAGCAUCUGAGAUUGGAGAAGGAGUGUUUGGAACAGUUUACAAGGUCCCAUUGGGAUCAUCAACAUCACAAGGUCGGGUGGUUGUAGCAAUCAAGAAGCUUAUUACCUCAAACAUACUCCAAUAUCCAGAAGACUUUGACAGGGAAGUUAGAAUCUUAGGCAAAGCAAAGCACCCAAAUCUAGUAGCAUUGAAAGGAUACUACUGGACUCCUCAAUUACAGUUUUUGGUUUCUGAAUUUGCACCAAAUGGUAACCUCCAAUCCAAGCUACAUGAGAGGCUUCCUUCAAGUCCUCCACUUUCUUGGCCUAUAAGAUUCAAAAUCUUGCUUGGAACAGCAAAAGGGCUUGCCCAUUUGCACCAUUCAUUCAAACCACCAAUCAUUCACUACAACAUAAAGCCAAGCAACAUUUUACUUGAUGAAAAUUUCAACCCCAAGAUCUCAGACUUUGGGCUAGCUAGGCUUUUAACAAAGCUAGACAGGCAUGUGAUGAGUAACAGGUUUCAGAGUGCACUGGGAUAUGUGGCCCCAGAAUUAGCUUGCCAGAGCUUAAGGGUCAAUGAGAAAUGUGAUGUGUAUGGUUUUGGGGUGAUGAUCCUCGAAUUGGUGACAGGUAGGAGGCCAGUGGAGUAUGGAGAAGACAAUGUGCUGAUACUGAAUGAUCAUGUGAGGGUUUUGCUUGAGCAUGGGAAUGUGUUGGAAUGUGUGGAUCCAAGCAUGAGUCAUGAGUACCCUGACGAUGAGGUGUUGCCAGUUCUGAAGCUUGCAAUGGUGUGCACCUCUCAAAUACCUUCUAGCAGGCCUACUAUGGCAGAAGUGGUGCAAAUUCUUCAGGUCAUCAAAACACCAGUUCCUCAAAGGAUGGAUGAGACAUGCUUCUCUGUUUAACUAGCUUCAAGUACAGAAAAUCUUCAUCACUGUUGAGAUUGUUAUUCCUUUUUAUUCACUCCUUCAUGUUAUGUAUCCUUUUUAACUUCGCUGCACAAUUUGGUUUAUGUGCACUGCUCAUUGGAAUAAAAGUAGGUAAUCACUAUCAUAUAAUUAUGUAAUUAUUUCUUUUAUUAAUGUCAAUCUAGUAAUUGUAUUUACUGAA
Lotus japonicus is the source of this 3452-nucleotide messenger RNA. Its product is annotated as probably inactive leucine-rich repeat receptor-like protein kinase At3g28040. Gene Ontology annotation, biological process: protein phosphorylation. The transcript has 3 exons. Bases 269 to 3247 code for a protein of 992 amino acids. Gene Ontology annotation, molecular function: protein kinase activity; protein binding; ATP binding. The record is from RefSeq and is a predicted model, not a curated record. NCBI's taxonomy places the organism in Eukaryota, Viridiplantae, Streptophyta, Magnoliopsida, Fabales, Fabaceae.